This is a messenger RNA of Aspergillus chevalieri, 702 nucleotides long. RefSeq names its product dual specificity protein phosphatase family protein. Gene Ontology annotation, biological process: protein dephosphorylation; negative regulation of MAPK cascade. Gene Ontology annotation, cellular component: cytoplasm. The record is from RefSeq and is a predicted model, not a curated record. Gene Ontology annotation, molecular function: protein tyrosine/threonine phosphatase activity; MAP kinase tyrosine/serine/threonine phosphatase activity. The coding region runs from base 1 to 702 and encodes 233 amino acids. The transcript has a single exon. Lineage: Eukaryota; Fungi; Ascomycota; Eurotiomycetes; Eurotiales; Aspergillaceae.
AUGAACAGAAUGGUACACUCCCGCCCGUCAUUGGACGAGAUCGAACCCAAUCUCUUCUUGGGAAACUUGAGCAGCUCUACCAGGUACUUGACUCUCCAAGAGCACCAGAUCUCAACCUUGGUUUCCAUCAAUACCGGCUGCUUUGAAAUUUGGGAUCUGCCAUAUAACAGAGCACUCAUCCCCAAAGAACGCCAUUUGUUCAUUCCUGCUUUUGAUAGCUCAACUCAAGACUUACUCCAGCAUAUGACUGAGGCUUGUGAUUUCAUUGAGCGAAUGUGCUCAUUGAAAAUUGAGCGACCAGCAAAAACCAAGGAGUCAAAAGCAAUCCCCGAGACGCAAACCUCGCCCAACGUCAUCCUGGUACAUUGUGAUGUAGGCAUCUCGCGCUCUGCUACCAUCAUGAUUGCUUAUCUUAUGCGGAAGUAUCGCCUACCGCUAAAAGAUGCCAUGGCAAGGGUUAAAGCGAAGCGGAGGAAAAUUAGGCCAAAUGAUGGCUUCAGGGAGCAACUGGAGAUAUGGGAGAGAACGGGGUAUCAGGUAUAUGAGGACGGUAGGGCAAAGAUUCCAAAAUUGGAGUAUAAGAAGUUUUUGAAAAGACGGACGAAGAGGUUGAAGGAGAAGGGCUUGAAGGGGAAUGAGCCGAUUGUGCCAGAGUCUGCACGAACUGAAGCCAUGCUUGCAAACAUGCAGUUAGACGAAUAG